CUAAACUAAACUGAUCAAUUUAUCCAACCUCUACGUUCUACACCUCCAACAAAGAUUACUCCAGUGCAGACUUUUACCGCCGACGAAGAUCACUCCGGCGCUGGACCCUACCUCUGACGAAGACACUCCGCCGACGAAGAACCACUCCUCCGGCGAAAGAUCUGAGGUUUGAGAAGGAGUUCGAUGAAGGACCACUCCUCCGAUGAAAGUCUGGAUUGCUAUGAGAAAACCAAGAAAUUUAAUACUUUGUUUACUGCACAGGCAUAAGAGGAGAGGUAUAAAAACAAAGGAGCAUAUAUUGUUUCUGGAACCUCCUGAUUUUUAUACUCCACAGUUCCAUAGUUUUGAAGCAAUUACCCCAAGACCAAAGGCUACAAGACAUGCAGAGAUGGAAGCUAUUGAUAAUCUACUUGAGCAGUUGCAGAAAAAUGGACUUUCUAGGCCAGAAGUUGCUGAAAAUUUUUCAAAAUGCUAUCUAUAUGUUACGUGUGAACCAUGCAUAAUGUGUGCAGCGGCGUUAUCAACUAUUGGUAUAAAGGAAGUGUAUUAUGGCUGUGCAAAUGAUAAAUUUGGGGGUUGUGGAUCAGUACUAUCAUUGCACUCUAGUAGUUCUGAGCUGUCUGUUAGGUUUGAUUUUAACUUCUUUCCAAAUUUUCACUCUUGA
Molecule: messenger RNA, 664 nt
Organism: Ilex paraguariensis (yerba mate)
Lineage: Eukaryota; Viridiplantae; Streptophyta; Magnoliopsida; Aquifoliales; Aquifoliaceae
Source: the annotation of a GenBank genome assembly